AAGGCAAAGCUGCCGAUGGCAGAGGGCCCCAAAACUGCAGGAGAGUUUGAACUGGCAUGGCGGGGGUUCAAGGGCAACCACAGCCUCCAGGCUGCCUACCUCUGCAGGGUAGAUCCCGACAGCCUCGCUGCACUGUUCAAGACGUCACUGACGCCGACUAUGUGCGCUGCGAUAAUCGGUACAGCACUUGGGCAGCUGGGAUCGGAUGGGUCCCAAGGGCCUUGGCUGUGCAUCCUGGAAGGCUUAACCCAGGUGCCUCGGUUUGGGAUGGUGGCGAUGCUCAUUGGCCGGAAGGAGCGAGGUGAGCUGAAAACGGCGUGGGGGGAAGCGGCUGGCAAGCUGGAGGGGGAGGCGGCGGACAGGCUGGGUGCAUUAGCGCCAAUAUACAAGCUGUGA
Messenger RNA from Ostreobium quekettii, 396 nucleotides. Lineage: Eukaryota; Viridiplantae; Chlorophyta; Ulvophyceae; Bryopsidales; Ostreobiaceae. The record is from the annotation of a GenBank genome assembly.